AACCCGUGCUCCACAAUGAUAACAAUAACUUUCGUCAUCUUCUUAAUCGCCGUCAUUUACUACCUGGUGCAUCUAAAUCAUCAGCACUGGAAGAAACGAGGGAUAAAUGGCCCCAAACCGGUUUUUCUGGCCGGGAAUAUGGGAAGGUCGCUACUUUUGCAACUCCAACCGGGCGAAAUCUUCACCGACAUUUACAGAAAAUACAACAACGAAACCAUCGUUGGUGCUUUUAAGUCCUUCACUCCUUUCUUAAUAAUCCGCGAUCCCGACCUCAUCAAAGAAAUCACCAUAAAAUCGUUCAGCCACUUUCGGGACAACGACGUCGAGGUUGAUAAAAAAGUGGACCCUAUUUUUGGACGCAACCCUUUCGUUUUGAAGGGUGAAGAGUGGAAGGUGGUUAGGGCCCAAUUAACACCAGCAUUUACGAGCGGGAAGAUGAAGUGGUUGUACCCAUCCUGGGAAAACAACAGCUCCAAAAUGGUACAAUUCCUGGAACAACGCCCCGACGCCACCAACGGAAACGGCUACGAAGCCAAAGAGCUCUGCACCCGUUUCACUUUGAACAACGUCGGCGAUUCGGUCUUCGGAAUCGACGCAAAAUGUUUUGACGAAGACAACAGCGAAUUCCGACAAUUGGCGAAAGAUUUCUUCACGCCGGGCAGCUGGACCAUCAUUACCAUCCUCAUAGCAAAUAUUUUUCCUUUCGUUAUGAAGAUCUUGCCGAUCAGGUUUUGCCCCAAAUCCGUCGAGAAAAAACUCACCCAAAUAGUGUCCCAGACUUUGCAGUACCGCGAAGACAACAAUAUUGUCAGAAACGACUUUCUUCAAAUCAUACGUGAACUGAAGAAAACUAGUAAAGAUUACGAGUUUACGGACUUGGAUGUGACGGCUCACGCCGCUGGGUUUUUCGGUGAUGGGUACGAAACGAGUUCUCAGGUGAUGAGUUUUGUGCUUUACCAUCUAGCUGCGAACGAAGACGUCCAAAUGAAGCUUCGUAACGAAAUUAAUAAAGCGUUUGAUGGAAGAGAACGACUACCGUACGAGGUACUGCAAACUUUAACGUACAUGGAUGGGGUUUUCAAUGAAACCUUAAGGCUAACCCCGCCAGUUUUCUUCCUCCAGAAAAUGUGUACCGAAGACUUUUCCUACGUUUCCAAAGAUAACAAGUCGGUACUCAUCGAAAAGGGUACACCCAUCGUGUUACCCAUUUAUGGGCUUCAAACCGACCCGCAGUACUUCGAGGAUCCGGAAAGUUUCAAACCCGAGAGAUUCUUGGCGGAAAAUAAGGAACGUGUUAAGAAGUGUACUUUCAUGCCAUUUGGAGAGGGACCAAGAGCUUGCCUAGGGCAAAGAUUUGGUGCCUUGCAAGUAAAAGUCGGUGUGAGCUAUCUCAUCAAGAAUUUCGAGCUCCGUCUCAACAAGAAGACACAAGUACCCUUGAAGUUUGACCCUGCCAAUGUUUUGGUCGCCCCGAUCGGCGGACUGUGGAUUGAUUUUAAGAAGAUCGCUUGAUUUGUUUAUAAAUUUUGUCACUCGAAUGCGUAAAUAAAAAGAUACUAUUUACGAG
Molecule: messenger RNA, 1567 nt
Organism: Zophobas morio
Lineage: Eukaryota; Metazoa; Arthropoda; Insecta; Coleoptera; Tenebrionidae
Product: probable cytochrome P450 28a5
Exons: 6
Coding region: 16-1512 (498 amino acids)
Molecular function (GO): oxidoreductase activity, acting on paired donors, with incorporation or reduction of molecular oxygen; monooxygenase activity; iron ion binding
Source: RefSeq, a predicted model, not a curated record